Electrophorus electricus (electric eel) is the source of this 4108-nucleotide messenger RNA. It is a transcript of the gene hephl1a, whose product is annotated as hephaestin-like 1a. Gene Ontology annotation, cellular component: plasma membrane. Lineage: Eukaryota; Metazoa; Chordata; Actinopteri; Gymnotiformes; Gymnotidae. The record is from RefSeq and is a predicted model, not a curated record. Gene Ontology annotation, biological process: iron ion transport. Gene Ontology annotation, molecular function: copper ion binding; ferroxidase activity.
GCAGCUGAACAGUGUUUUUUUGUCAUACGUAUUGUGAGCAGCCACCUUGUGAAAUAGUGCUGCGUAUUUAUUCGCGAAUAAUAUGUUUUUUUUGUGAUACGUGUUUAUUCGCGAAUAUCAUUAGCUCUAGACUGGAUACAGGAACACACAAUUCCUCGAUGUCUGUUCAUACAAUGACAGCUAAAGCCUUGUGUUUCUGUUUUACAAUCUUGACUGUCUUUCCUUUAAUUCACUGCGUUACAAGGACAUUCUACAUCGGAAUUCGAGAAGAAGAUUGGAAUUAUGCACCCAGUGGACGAAAUCUUAUCAAUGACCUCGAUAUCAGUGAUGACGAGUAUGCCUCUACAUUUCUGGAACAUGGCCCACAGCACAUUGGUAGUGUGUAUAAAAAAGCUGUGUAUAGGCAGUACACAGAUGAGGGGUUCUCCACUGAAAUCUCUAAGCCAGAAUGGCUGGGCUUUCUUGGACCUGUGAUCCGAGCAGAAGUGGGUGAUGACAUUGUGGUGUACAUGAAGAACUUUGCAUCUCGGCCUUAUUCACUUCAUCCACAUGGAGUAUUUUAUGAGAAGGACUCUGAAGGUGCACUGUAUCCAGAUGAUACAUCUGGUCAGAGUAAGAAAGAUGAUGCUGUGGCUCCGGGCGAGACCUACAAGUAUACAUGGAAGGUGAAAGCAGAGUUUGCGCCCCUAGAAUAUGACUCCAACUGCCUCACUUGGAUUUAUCAUUCACAUGUUGAUGCACCUAAAGACAUCGCGGCUGGACUCAUUGGUGUACUGCUCACCUGCAAGGAGGGAGUUCUGGAUAGCUCUGGACUUAAGCGGUCUGAUGUGGAUGGAGAAUUCUUUCUAAUGUUCAGUGUAGUGGAUGAAAAUCUCAGCUGGUAUCUUGAUGACAAUGUUAACAGAUUCUGCUCUGAUACUAGUAACCUGGAAAGAGAUGCAUUUUAUAAAUCCAACCUACUGCAUUCAAUAAAUGGCUAUGUCUAUGGUAACUUGCCACCACUGAAAAUGUGUGUUGGACACACUGUAUCCUGGCAUCUGUUUGGCAUUGGAAAUGAAGUUGACAUUCACUCUGCCUACUUCCAUGGCCACACCCUACUUGACCGUGGUCACCGCACUGAUGUGCUCAGCCUGUUUCCUGCCACUUUUGUCACUGCAGAAAUGAUUCCCAUGACAGCAGGGAAGUGGAUGCUUAGUUGCCUUGUCAAUGAUCACAUGCAAGCAGGUAUGCAGGGCUUUUAUCAGGUUUCUAUGUGUGGGACUAAAACUGCACCUACAGUGCCCCCUGGCCAUGAGAGACAUUACUACAUUGCUGCAGAGGAGGAGCUCUGGGACUAUGCCCCCUCAGGGAAAAAUGGAUUUACUGAUGAACUGCUAACGGCAGUUCACAGUGACUCUAAAGAAUUCUUUGUUACAGAUGGAGGGAAGCUGGGUGGAAAGUAUAGAAAGGUCAGAUACAUUGCUUAUAAAGAUGGCACAUUUACCACCAAGAUAGAGCGACAAGGCUCAGAACAGCACCUUGGCAUUCUGGGUCCAGUCAUUAGGGCAGAAGCUGGAGAUAUCAUUGUGGUAACAUUUCAGAACAAUGCCAAGCAUAACUUCAGCAUGCAGCCUCAUGGCGUCCUGUAUGAUAAAGCUUAUGAAGGAGCUGUGUAUCAGGAUGGUUCUCAGAAACAUGGGGACAUUGUUCAUACUGGCGAAACCUUCACCUAUCGCUGGCGGGUGACAGAAGGGCCCUCACUCAGUGACCCACCCUGCCUGUCAUACUUGUAUUACUCUGCUACAGACCCUGUCCGCGACACCAAUUCUGGCCUGGUGGGACCUUUACAAGUGUGCAAGAAAGGAACUCUGGAUGAGAGUGGUAGGCAGCAUACAGGGAUGGAAGUGCAAAAGGAGUUUUUUCUACUCUUUACUGUAUUGGAUGAGAAUGAAAGCUGGUAUCUGCAGCAAAACAUUGAAGAGUUUGGCAGCAAAGAGACAGACCCAGAAAAUGCAGGAUUUCAAGAGAGCAAUAAAAUGCACUCGGUUAAUGGUCGUAUGUAUGGAAAUCUUCUUGGGCUGGAUUUGUGUGAAGGGGACCACAUUGUGUGGCACACACUUGGCUUGGGCACAGAGGUGGACAUCCAUGGUGUUUAUUUCCAGGGCAACACAUUUCAGCGGGACAACAUCACACGUGACACACUCAGUGUCUUUCCUCACACCAGUGUCACUGUUUCUAUGGUACCCGACAAUGAUGGGGUUUUUGAGCUCAGCUGUCGUACAACUGAUCACUACCGCGCAGGUAUGCGCCAGCAGUACACAGUCAAGCGCUGCUCACAGAGCCUAAACCCUAUAUCAAAGGCAACGAACUCUCAGCCUAAUGUGUAUUACUACUUGGCUGCAGAAGAAGUAGAGUGGAACUAUGCCCCAAACCGAACAUGGGAGUUGGAAAAAUAUAAUGAAACUCCUGAGAAAAGCAUUGGAAGUGUUUAUCUAAGUAAAUCAGGGAUUCGUAUUGGCUCUGAAUACAAGAAGGUUGUAUUCCAGCAGUAUACAGAUGACACUUUCACAACAAAGAAGCUCAGAAGUCCUGAGGAUGAGCAUUUAGGGAUCCUGGGUCCCAUCCUUAGAAUGGAGGUUGGUGAAAGGGUUCAAAUUGUGUUUAAGAACAAUGUUAAGAACAAUAAUUCAUUCUCAGUCCAUGCUCAUGGAGUGAAAACCAGUGAAGCUCACCUGUCUCCUGUUCCCCCAGGUGAGGUGAUGAGCUAUAAUUGGACAAUCAGUGCAGGCCCUGGCCCCACUGAACCCAACUGUAUAACAUUUGUCUACUAUUCAUCAGUGGACUUUGUUAAGGAUGUUGCCAGUGGUUUGGUUGGACCAUUGUUGGUGUGUCGUAAGGGGACGCUGGAUAAAAAAAGACGACGAAAAGAUGUGGAUAAAGAAUUUGCUCUGCUCUUUAUGGUAUUCGAUGAAAAUGAAUCCUGGUACCUGGAUGAGAAUAUCAGGAAUUACAUGCACAAAAGCCCUCACACUUUCAACAGGGAUGAUGAGCACUUUAUGGAGAGUAACAUGAUGCAUGGUAUUAAUGGAAAGAUGUAUGCUAACUUGCACGGUUUGAGAAUGCAGGAAGGAGAUCGCACUGAGUGGUAUCUAAUGGGUCUGGGGAAUGAGAUAGAUAUGCACACAGUUCACUUCCAUGCUCAAAGCUUCAUAUACAAGGCAGAUCAUGCUCACAGAGCUGAUGUGUAUGACCUGUUUCCUGGAACCUUCCAGACUAUAGAACUAGUAGCAGGAACUCCUGGAACAUGGCUCCUACACUGCCAUGUAGCAGACCACAUUCAUGCUGGCAUGGAAACCACCUUCACCAUCCUCAGAAAAGAAUCCAAAGACGAGAAACCUGGGAACAAUGGUUACACAUGUUUUCAGUAUUACUGGCAAAUGCUGCUACUCUUCACAACUGCCUUAUGGCUCCAGUGAUGCAGUGCAGGAGAUGGUGCUAGAGGGCAGAAUUAUGCUGCAACUUCACUAAUGCAAAGAUCAUGACACACUAAACAUGAAGCCCUAUACAACUCAAGCAACAAAAACCUUUUUUGUCUCUAGCCUUCAGAAGUGAUGAAAAGACAAGACCAAGACUAAGACCAGAUCUCCCAUUUUACCAUUUCUUUUCUUGUUUGAUGAGUUUAUGCAAAUGAAAAUUAAUUGAAUAUAAAGUGCUAGGAAAACAUAAUUUUUCACACAUUUUGUAUAGACAAUUCUAAAAUGGAAUUUGAAAAAAUGUAAAGAAAUUUCCAAGUGAUAACUUACACAUUCAAUUUUAACAUUCAGAGUUUUAGAAAAGAUGUUUAUUUUCUGAGUGAAAUGACUUUACUGAGUGCGAAACAACUAUAUUGUAAUGAAACUACUGAGAGGAGGAGUCACAAAAACAAGUCACUACUCUUCUUGUUGGGCAACCUAAUGAGCAUGUUUUAUUUUAAUUAGUCUAACAUCAAGAUUGCACUUUUGCAUUUUCCACAUACUUAUUGAAUUUAUGUUACCAUGUCCACACAGUUUGUAAUUAUACUCUGGAAGCACUGUAAAUGUCUAGAAACAUAACUGGGAGAUAAAAAAUAAAGGUUUGUACGUAGCUGCUA